Messenger RNA from Anguilla anguilla (European eel), 3872 nucleotides. Its product is annotated as angiopoietin-related protein 2-like. The record is from RefSeq and is a predicted model, not a curated record. Lineage: Eukaryota; Metazoa; Chordata; Actinopteri; Anguilliformes; Anguillidae. The transcript has 5 exons. Bases 704 to 2248 code for a protein of 514 amino acids.
UUCCCCACAUUACAAAGACGAGAGGGAGAGAGAGAGAGAGAGAGAGAGAGAGAGAGGAAAGUAAAGAACUGGGAGGGGCUUUGGUGAAAAGCACGGACUCUCCGGACCUGUGUGGCAGAAGUGAUGGUCUCUCCGCAGGGCAAGUGAGUGACCAGACUCCUCAGCAGAGGCACGGACAGACGAGCCACAGCGUGACUCCUGGGAAAGCGCUCAUCUGUCAAACCGCCCCGCGCUCAGCGCCGCCGCUCGCAUCAUCACCGUUAUCUUUAUUUAUUUACUUCAUAUCACCGGACUUUCUCGGUCUGUGGCUUUUUUGGGAAACCGCGGUUGAAGCCCUCUGAGGACACUGGCUACUGCGAGGCUGGAGGGAGUGGUUUUGGAUCCUGCUGCUGCUUCUGUGUGUGUGUGAGACCAGGACGACGGGACGCUGAAGAGCCUGACACCUGACCUCUCCUGACAGCCAGCCAGGACAGAGAGCCCGAGAGAGAGAGAGACACAGACAGAGCGCGCUCCGGAACGCCGCGGAUCAACGGCUCCCAAAAUGAGAGUUCUCUCGCGCUCGGUCCGCCCGACCGGCGAGUGAUUUAAGGGAGGUUUAGCGGAGAGCCGAAGAGGGGGAGCACACGACACUGUCCGACAGCACAACCCCAUCGGGGCCACUCCCUACAGACAGGCCCACCCAGUCCCCCUCACCCAUAUCGCCAUGGCAACCUCCAUGUCAGCUCUGCUCCUCCUGGUCCUGGUCUCUGGGGCGACGCUGUCGGUCUCCAGGGCAACGGACAGGGAGGAGGACACGUUUUCCGAAGGGGACUUCCUGUACGGCGGGCGGGAGAGGCGGGCGGCUGACCCACCCCAGGCCGAGAAGUGCUCCUACACCUUCAUCGUCCCGCAGAGGAAGGUGACGGGCGCCAUAUGCGUCAACUCCAAGGAACCCGACGCCAUCCUGGAGAACCGGGUCAGCAAGCAGGAGCUGGAGCUUCUGAACGGGGAGCUCCUGAAGCAGAAGCGGCAGAUCGAGACGCUCCAGCAGCUGGUGGAGGUGGACGGGGGCGUGGUCAACGAGGUCAAGCUCCUGCGCAAGGAGAGCCGCAACAUGAACUCGCGCGUGACGCAGCUCUACAUGCAGCUGCUGCACGAGAUCAUCCGCAAGCGGGACAACGCGCUGGAGCUGUCGCAGCUGGAGAGCCGCAUCCUCAACCACACCGCCGAGAUGCUGCAGCUCACCAACCGCUACAAGGACCUGGAGCACAAGUACCAGCACCUGGCCGCGCUGGCGGGGAACCAGACCACCGUCAUCGCCCAGCUGGAGGAGCACUGCCUGAGGAUGCCCGUCCGGCCCGCCCGGCCCGCCCGGCCCGCCCCCCAGCCGGCCCUGCCCGUCCCGGUCCUGCCCGUCCCGGUCCUGCCCGUCCCGGUCCCGCCCGUCCCGGCCAGGCCCUACCAGCCGCCCACCCUCCCCCGCCUCACCAACCAGAUCACCAACGAGAUCCAGAGCGACCAGAACCACAAGGCCCUGCCGCCGCCUCCGCUUCCCACAAUGCCCAGCGGCACGCACAGCCCCUCCACCACAGACAAGCCCUCUGGCCCCUUUAAGGACUGCCUGGAGGCGCUGGAGGAGGGCCACGGGAACAGCGGGAUGUACCUGGUGAAGCCGGAGAACACCAACCGGCUCAUGCAGGUGUGGUGCGACCAGCGCCACGACCCCGGCGGCUGGACCGUCAUCCAGAGGCGGCAGGACGGCUCCGUCAACUUCUUCCGCAACUGGGAGACGUAUAAGCAAGGGUUUGGGAACAUCGAUGGUGAGUACUGGCUUGGGCUGGAGAACUUGUACUGGCUGACCAAUCAGGGGACGUACAAGUUGCUGGUGACGAUGGAGGAUUGGUCAGGGCGCAAGGUGUUUGCCGAGUACGCCAGCUUCCGGCUGGAGUCAGAGGCCGAGUUUUACAAGCUUCGAGUGGGCCGUUACCAUGGCAAUGCCGGUGACUCUCUCACCUGGCACAACGGCAAGCAGUUCACCACACUGGACCGGGACCACGACAUGUACACAGGUAACUGCGCUCACUACCAGAAGGGAGGCUGGUGGUACAACUCCUGCGCCCACUCCAACCUGAACGGGGUGUGGUACCGCGGGGGGCACUACCGCAGCCGCUACCAGGACGGGGUGUACUGGGCGGAGUUCAGGGGCGGGGCCUACUCCCUGAAGAAAGUCAUCAUGAUGAUCCGGCCCAACUCCAACACCUUCCACUGACCCCCAAGGACAAGGACAUGCAAACACACACACAGCACCACCUGCACAGUGACGUUCACCCGCUUUCACUGUCUGAUUCCAACAGAGACAAAAUUCCAUUCAUCCACGUGAGCUCUGUUCUGCUCCAGUGUGUGUGUGUGUGUGUGCGUGUGCGUGUGUGCGUGUGUGUGUGUAUGUAUGUGUGUGUGUGCGUGCCUGUGCAUGUGUGUAUGCGUGUGUAUGUGCGUGCAUGCACGUAUGUGCAUGCAUGUUGAUUUUGGGCAGCAUUGAUAAAUACCCAGCUGAUUUCCUGGUGUAAAGUGCAAAGGCGAUCGCUUUGCUGGGAGACGUUUGGGAUUGAUCCCGGCGUUCCGGGCCUUUAGAAGUCCUCCCUGGUGGAUUCCCAGCGUGUUGCUCUAAGAUGAGGAUUCCCAGGAGGGAGGGGCUAUGCAAUGUCUUUAAAAGAGAGGUCUCCUUGGAUCCGCCCCGCCCAACCCUGAAGGAUCUGAGCACCAUCGCCGCAGAGGGACAUUGUGUAUUUUGCUUGUCUUCUCCAUUGGAUCCUGGCAAGCGAGGCGGGAACAACGGCUGACUACCAAUGAGGUGAAAAAAGCACCUGAUCAUGGUCCUAAUGAGGUGCUUCAUUUCACUUCAACAAAAGCCAGCAAAAAAGAGAGGAUUACUGCGCUUUCAAAUCUGCAGGGCAAUAGCAUCCCUCUAGUGCUCACAGCACCAAGGACACCAGAGAGAAAACUCAUGCAGGGGACACUUCAGUCCCCUGCGAAAGAGACUCCUUUCACACCGCCAGAGAGAGCUGGGGAAAACCUACGCAGUGCGCGCAACACACUGGGUGUGUAACGCACUGUGUGUGUAAAGCUCUUCGAGUUUAACGCUCUGUGCCUAAUGCUCUCUGUGAUCAGAAACACUUGAAAAGGUGAGGGGGGGAAAUUGGGGAAUGUACGGUCUGAAAAUGUCCAAAAACAUCACAGCGCAUGGCACGCGUUAGGCAGCUUUGGCUGCCUACCCAACGUUUCAUACUCCUGGCACGCAUGACAAAUAAUCACAAAUGAUACAAAAUGAUACAGGAGAGUGCAGCUACUUCCAGUGGUAUAACAGUUUAUAAUCUAUCAACAGGGAAAUGCGUCCAAGAGUGUGAGAGUCAGAAAAAUACCCAUUCACAGAAAUCAAAAUUUAAAAAAUGAACGCAAUAGAAAAGACUACAGUGGCAAACUGACUGAACGUGAAGUGGCCAACUGACCUGGGUCAAAUCAUUUUUUUAAAAGUAUUCAUUAAGAAUAAUGAAUAGCUUGUGAUACUUCAGAGAUCACAAUAGUGGCUGGAAUGAAAACUACAGGGGUUCCUCAGGUUCCCCUAGGAACCCCUAAACCCCCCUUCAGAUUCCAACAUUUCACACAUGAUCCAUUCUGCCCAGCUGCUUCAGACACCAGUAAAAUUACCUGAAGAUUACUAAAGAAAUUUCAUUUCACGUUUCAACAUUUUCACUACUAUCCAGAACACAAGUGUACAUUUUCAGCCAGCAGAGUGUUUCAUUGAGAAUUCUCAGGGACCUGCAGGAUUGUAUUCAGAUUUUUAAUUUUACCAGCACCUGUUAAAGAGUUAAAGCAUUUGAAAUAUGACAGGUCAC